AUGAGCAGCACGGCGACGCAGGGACCGCACUCGCUGGCCUUCAGGGUGAUGCGACUGUGCAAGCCUUCUUUCCACGUCGAUCCUCCCCUCCGUAUUGACCCUUUCGAUCUUCUCUCCGGCGAGGAUUUCUCGGACGAUCCCAGUUCCGCCUCAUUGCUCCGACGCCAUUUGUCUUCUACAGAUGCCGUCGACUCCGAUCUGAGUUACCGCAACAGAUUCCUCAUAAACCACCCUACGGAUCCCAUCGGUCUAUCUGGUCUUCUCCUUCUGCCACAGUCCUUCGGGGCGAUCUAUCUGGGAGAGACGUUCUGUAGCUAUAUUAGCGUCAACAACAGCUCCACUUCCCAAGUUCGAGAUGUUACCAUCAAGGCAGAAAUUCAGACAGAGAGGCAGAGGAUUCUUCUUCUGGAUACAUCCAAGUCUCCUGUUGAAUCCAUACGUACUGGUGGCCGCUAUGACUUCAUUGUUGAACAUGAUGUUAAAGAGCUUGGUGCUCACACGUUGGUUUGCUCUGCCUUGUACAAUGAUGCUGAUGGUGAGCGUAAAUAUCUUCCCCAGUUCUUCAAGUUUGUCGUUGCAAAUCCACUCUCUGUGAGGACCAAGGAGACUACGUUUCUAGAGGCUUGCAUUGAGAACCAUACUAAAUCUAACCUCUUUAUGGACCAAGUUGAUUUUGAACCUGCCAAGCAAUGGACUGCUCUCAGAUUACAUGAUCAACAACAUCCCCCCACCAGUGAUCUUGCUGGACUAAUACCUAAUCCGCCUGUUAUCAUCCGAUCUGGUGGGGGUAUCCACAACUAUCUCUAUAAGCUAGUCCCAUCUUCAGAUGUUUCUGGCCAACCCAAAUUCCAGGGAAGUAGUAUCCUCGGCAAAUUUCAAAUUACAUGGCGCACUAAUCUCGGAGAACCUGGUCGCUUACAGACACAACAAAUUCUUGGCGCUCCAGUUAGCCGCAAAGAAAUUAAUAUGAGAGUUGUGGAGGUUCCAACUGCUAUACACUUAAAUAGACCCUUUUCGGCAUCCUUGAAUCUCACAAAUCAAACUGAUAGGCAGUUGGGACCCUUCGAGGUUUCACUGACACAAGAUGAAUCACAAAUGGAGAAGCCGGUUGCCAUUAACGGUCUCCAGAAACUGAUGUUACCUAGGCUUGAGGCAUUUGGCUCCAAUGAUUUCCAAUUGAACCUGAUCGCCUCCAAACUCGGAGUCCAGAAAAUAGCUGGGAUCACAGCCUUGGACACAAGAGAGAAGAAAACCUACGAGCUUGUUCCAGAGAUGGAGAUAUUUGUAGAGUCGGACUAG
Molecule: messenger RNA, 1299 nt
Organism: Eruca vesicaria subsp. sativa (arugula)
Lineage: Eukaryota; Viridiplantae; Streptophyta; Magnoliopsida; Brassicales; Brassicaceae
Source: the annotation of a GenBank genome assembly